Messenger RNA from Protomyces lactucae-debilis, 438 nucleotides. Its product is annotated as transport protein particle subunit bet5. The record is from RefSeq and is a predicted model, not a curated record. Gene Ontology annotation, cellular component: TRAPP complex. The coding region runs from base 1 to 438 and encodes 145 amino acids. NCBI's taxonomy places the organism in Eukaryota, Fungi, Ascomycota, Taphrinomycetes, Taphrinales, Protomycetaceae. The transcript has 2 exons. Gene Ontology annotation, biological process: endoplasmic reticulum to Golgi vesicle-mediated transport.
AUGAUCUAUGCAUUCCACCUCUUCAAUCGACAGUGCGAGCCCGUCUACACAAAGCAAUGGCGAACAAGUGUAUCGACUCUCUCGCGUGCAGACCUCAACAAGCUGCUCUUUGGCACCAUCUUCUCCCUGCGGAAUCUCAUCCGCAAGCUCUCUCCCACGGGACAAGACGGCUUCUUCAGUUACAGAACAGACGCCUACCGCUGUCACGUCCUAGAAACACCGUCCCUAUUACGCUUCGUCCUCAUCACGAGUCCUGAGGUCGAAGGAACGCAGAUGCUGCCUGUCCUAAGAAGUAUCUACGAAUCACUCUACACGGAAUAUGUCGUCAAGAACCCCUUGUCCCUGCGAGACCUAGGUGCACUCGGCGAACAGGUCGUUGGGUGCGAGCUGUUUGUGCUUGCCCUGGACCAAUUCAUCAUGACCUUGCCAACCUACUAG